Messenger RNA from Guyanagaster necrorhizus, 858 nucleotides. RefSeq lists its product as uncharacterized. Lineage: Eukaryota; Fungi; Basidiomycota; Agaricomycetes; Agaricales; Physalacriaceae. The record is from RefSeq and is a predicted model, not a curated record. The coding region runs from base 1 to 858 and encodes 285 amino acids. The transcript has 3 exons.
AUGUCUGUUCCUCUCCUUUUGUUACUUGACCCUCUAGCCGAUCAUUCUCUAGGGCGAUCUCAAGACACUGUGCCCAUAUGUUGGUUUUUUUCCCUCUUCUUCUCAAUGACAUAUCAACUCAACAUCAUCCAGGCAUGCUACAGGCCCCCUCUGGCAUCUAAUCCUGUUUAUCCAAGCCUCUCUCCUUCAGAAGCCACUGUUUGUCUUCUGGAUGAGCACACAUGUUCCAAUCAACAAUGCGUGUUCAUGGUCAAGCCUGACAGCCAUCUUCAAAUCCCAGAAUCAAAGAGACCUAGGGUACUAUUCAAAGUCCCUGUUCCUCAGGUGGAUCUCCCAGCCCUAAUGCCAAAGAAUGAGUGUACCAUCCUGUUCUCUAUGACCUCACCAGGUAGUAUGGUCUUUGGACACUUGGUGACAGAUGCUCUUGCAAGAAGGCACCUCGCUGACUCCCACAUCCUGGCCUCCUGGGACGAGAGGUUCAAAUGGAGGACUGAAUAUGUCUGGCACUUUUCUUGGCCAGGAUAUGACAUGAGGAAGAUCAUUGCAUUUUCUCUCAAAAAUGCAGGCAUUCAUAUGCACGAAGACCUUGUGUUCUUUUUGGCUAGUCACAUAAAGACAUUCAUCUUAGAAUGUAUGAAAGGUGCACUCAAAGGUGCAGGCACUGACCUGAACUGGGCCAUCACAGAGGACCACACCCUCGAUGACUUUGGUAUCUCAUCAUUCUGGAUGCUGGAAAAUGAUAUGUGGUGUGUCAUGGUCACCAUGAAACAGGAUAUUGCUGAUGAAUAUUCAUUCUGCUUGGAGAGAGCAGUGGUGGAGGUGGCAGUGGAAAAGGAGACAAAAAGGAAAGCCUCAUGA